Myripristis murdjan (pinecone soldierfish) is the source of this 2065-nucleotide messenger RNA. It is a transcript of the gene iqub, whose product is annotated as IQ motif and ubiquitin domain containing. NCBI's taxonomy places the organism in Eukaryota, Metazoa, Chordata, Actinopteri, Holocentriformes, Holocentridae. The transcript is spliced from 11 exons. Gene Ontology annotation, cellular component: acrosomal vesicle; motile cilium. The coding region runs from base 245 to 1915 and encodes 556 amino acids. Gene Ontology annotation, biological process: cilium assembly; flagellated sperm motility. The record is from RefSeq and is a predicted model, not a curated record.
GAGAAGACAAGUGAACUGAAAAGAAAAGAAAAGAAAAAGGAAAAGAAAAGAGAAGUGGUUGAAAUGUCAGAAGAGGCAGAGCUUCACACAUCAGACGGAAAUGGAAACUCAGCCGGGCCGCAGGAGGCAGCAGGUCAGGCCGAGCUGAGCAACAACGAAGAGCAACACAGAGUGUCGCCUCAGGAAACAGAGCAUGAAGAUGAUGAUGGAAACGCAACCGUAACUGACCCGGGGGAGGUCCAGAAUGUGGGGAUGGAGAUUGAGCGCCCAGCCCAGCGGAAGCUCUUCCUGGGUGGCUACAGGAACCGGCAGACGGGGACAGAGUACCACCAUGCCGCCGUGCAGACUCUGCCCAGGAGGAGGCCAGACAGAGGCGUGGCCGUCGUCAGCCGAGACACUCAGGCAGACAGUGGAGGUGAAGUCUCAGGCCCAGGACUGUCCCAUCAGCACCUCCACACAGACGGCUGUGAUCGGCUGCUACAUUUCCUGUCUUAAUGACAAGCUGGUUGCCCCCGGCAACUACACCACCGCUGACCAGUAUCAUGACAGGAGGCUGAGAGCUGUGAUCCGGCUGCAGACGCAUGUGCGGCGCUGGCUGGCCCAGAGGGCGGUGCAGCGGCUGAGGGACGAGCGGGAGCGGCGGCUGGCCUGGCUGGAGCGAGCAGAGAGGAGGAGGAGGGAGGAGAAGGAGGAGCAGCUGAGAGACGAGUGCCGCCGCUGGAGCAAACCUCAGAGUGCCGAGGACUUCACCCUGCUGUACCACGCCCUGGAGAGGUGGAGGUGUGAGGAGCAGCCGAGUAUUGACUCCUCCCUGUGUGGGGCGGAGAGGAAGGCAGCUCUGUGCGCGCUGCUGGAGCAGGAGACGCAGCUGAUCGCCUCCAUUGGACAGCAUCGCAUUGCUGCCCAGGACACCAACCACGACAAGGCGGUCAGCCGCUUGCUGGACAAGUGUGCGGCUCCUAAGCGGUGGACGGGUGCAGACGGCCGGGUGACAGAGAUGGACACCCAGCAGACCAUCAGGGCCAGAGAGCUCAGAGACCUGUACAGCCGAGUCAGCCUGUCCCCCUGCAGCCAGGAGGAGCGGCUCGACGUCCUGACCGCACUCAAACACAUCGUCAUGGAGCAUGACUGCCAGCUGACCCGGGACAUUGUGGAGUUGAUUGACAGGGAGGCGGACCUCAUGAGAAUGGACGUGAAGGCGACCAGACUGGAGGGGCUGAGGAAGAGGAUCUGCACGCUCUUCCUCCAGUACAUCAAGACUCCCAGCUUUAACCCCGCGGUGGCCAAGCUGCUCAAGGUUCCCCAAAAUUCCUCGGAGCUGAGGAGUUUCUUGUGCAGCGGCUGCGGGCGACACCGGCGGCCCGCUGACUUCAGCCCGCUGGCCGACGCCCACGUGGUCCGCCGCUGCCGUGCCUGCACCGAGCUGGAGAACAUCACACGCCACCAGCACAACUUCUCCCGCUACAAGAACAUCCUGAAGAGGCUGAGAGCCGACGAGCAGCAGUUCAACAAGGACGCUAAGAUCCCCUUCCUGCUGCAGGAGCAGGACGUGCGCCACCUGGUGGACAUGGUGUGGGGCUCCCGGUCGGCCCUGAACGGCUGCAGCGACCUGCACAGCCUGGUGUUUGUCCGCUGGGACCGCCGGAGCGACUGGAGCCCCUGGAACUGCAUCCUGCUGUCCAAGGAGGAGACGCCGGUGCACCUGGAGGUGGAGGACGUCCACCAGGCGUACGGCACGGUGUUUGUCAGCAGUGUGAAACACAAACACAUUCUGGCCCAAAGGUACUUCAGCAAGAUCCCCGCCCUGGCUGAGUAUCUGGACAACAUGGAGGCUCAGUCUGCCGCCCCGGGCAACCGUGUCGUCACCAAGCCUGUCACCACGGCGAUAGGCAAGCAUCCUGCCGGCCCCACAUAGAGCUCAGCUCAUUAAGUACGACCCUGAUGGUACAUCUCUUCUCUGUUUUCUGCCCCCGCCUGACUCUUUUCACUUUUUCUUUCUUCUCAUUUCCCCUUUCUUUCUCUUUCUCUCUCUCUCUCUCUCUCUCUCUCUCACUCUCUCCUUCCU